Messenger RNA from Oryzias latipes (Japanese medaka), 7150 nucleotides. It is a transcript of the gene ascc3, whose product is annotated as activating signal cointegrator 1 complex subunit 3. Lineage: Eukaryota; Metazoa; Chordata; Actinopteri; Beloniformes; Adrianichthyidae. Gene Ontology annotation, molecular function: ATP binding; ATP hydrolysis activity; nucleic acid binding. The record is from RefSeq and is a predicted model, not a curated record.
AGCGAAAACAUCGUCCAUUGACAUUCGCCGGCAAACUUCCUACAACACGUCUGCUCGUGAUUUUCUAGCUAUUCAUGCUUUACCUGCACAGUAAGGACAGCAGUAAUCAUUGUCAAAAGGAGAGUGACGGAAAACCAUGUCGCCUCCUCGACUCACAGGAGCUCUUCGCUCUUUCUCCAACGUCAGCAGGAAGGAGGAUCUUUCUGAGCAGCUCUUUGAUUUAAAGGAUAAGCGUCUGAAGAAACAGCUACUGUUUGCCAAAGAAGGCCUAAGUUGGCAGAAGAUUUCCCGGUUCUGCACAGAGCAUCAGGACAAAUCCAAAGUGCAAGCUGCCAGGCAAGAACUGAAAAAUCUCCUUCAUGCUGCCAGCCUGGUCGUAGGAGCUGGACACGACCAAGAAGCUGUGGAAAGUGCCGCUGUCUUCCUGUUUGAGACCUUCCAUAACAAAGACCAUGUGGGCACAGAGGAGACUCGGGCCAUCAAGCAGAUGUUUGGUCCUUUUCCAUCUUCUGCGGCUGAGACCUCCUGUGCUUGUGUAGCUCGCCUGGUGGCUCCUUUCCCUGAAUCCAGAGUCCAGGACUUCAUCAGGAACCAAAACCGGUGUCUCCGUCACCAGCGCACUACUUUUGGACACAAUAUUACCUUCUCAUACGAUUGUUACACCCUUGAACCGUUGGUGGAACUACCCAGCUCUGGUCUACAUCAUGACGCUUUGAGAGGAGACUUACUAAACUUUUUCAGCAACCAGCACAGUUGGAAGAAGGAUUCUGAUGGAGAAUCCUCAGAGAAAUCUUCAAUCUCUGAAGAUGCAUCAGUCCUUCGUAGUGAAGUGGAAAAGUAUUUAAAAAGAGGCAACAUGAUCUCAUCCAGUCUGGAGGAGCUUUGCUCCUCCCUUUUUGAAAUGCUGACUUCCCCGAGGAGUGAUGACGAGCUGCAGAAUGAGCUGUUUGAACUGUUGGGGCCUGACGGCCUGGAGACAAUAUCCGCCCUUCUGAAGUACCGCACUUCUAUUGUUAACUCUCUGCGCUCCAGCAUGUAUGACAGAACUGCCCUACCACCAGAUGUUUGUCGAAACCUAAGUGGGGAAGGGACCAAGCCAGCAUAUGGCUGCCAGGUAACCAUUCUGUCAGAAAAGGAGAAACAGAUGUUGAAGAUGUACAGACGAGAAGAAAAGAAAGAGAAGAAGAGAAGCAGAGGAACAGAUGACGCCGACUCCUCAGAUGUGCUUACCUUAGAGCCCAGAGAGAUGAGGGCCCAGCGAGAACAAGCACUUCUGACGGCUCGUACUGAACCUCUUCUGACCAGGGACAGGGUCUAUGAGCGAAUCAGAUAUCCCAAUGUCUACGACUGCUAUGCAGAAGCUACAAAGGCCCCUGCUUUUGUUGGGGGAGCCAGGUUGCUGCUGCCUGAAGGAAUUCGCAGAGAAAACAACAAGAUGUGUGAGGAGGUGGAGAUCCCUCCCAAUGACCCCAUGCCUGUUGGCUUUGAGGAGAAACCUGUCUACAUAUCUGAACUUGAUGAGAUUGGACAGUUGGUGUUCAAGGGAAUGAAACGUCUGAACAGAAUCCAGUCCAUUGUGUUUGAAACUGCCUACAACACCAACGAAAACCUUCUAAUCUGUGCUCCAACUGGGGCGGGUAAGACCAACAUCGCCAUGUUGACUGUCCUACAUGAGAUCCGCCAGCAUCUGCAACCUGGUGGGGUCAUCAAGAAGGAUGAAUUUAAGAUAGUGUAUGUGGCUCCAAUGAAGGCCCUGGCAGCCGAGAUGACAAACUACUUCAGCAAGCGUCUGGAGCCUCUGGGCAUCACUGUUAAAGAGCUGACUGGAGACAUGCAGCUGACUAAAGGAGAGAUCCUGAGAACACAGAUGUUGGUGACGACUCCAGAGAAGUGGGACGUUGUAACAAGGAAAAGUGUGGGAGAUGUGUCUCUCUCCCAGAUUGUCCGUCUCCUGAUUUUGGAUGAAGUUCACCUUCUACAUGAAGAUCGAGGACCAGUGCUCGAGAGCCUGGUAGCUAGGACAAUCCGACAGGUGGAGUCCACUCAGAGCAUGAUCAGGAUCCUUGGCCUGUCUGCUACACUGCCUAACUAUCUGGAUGUGGCCACUUUUCUGCACGUCAACCCCUACAUUGGCCUCUUUUUCUUUGACGGCCGGUUCAGACCGGUACCGCUUGGACAAACCUUUGUCGGCAUCAAAACUACAAACAAGAUCCAGCAGAUUCACGACAUAGAAGAGGUCUGCUACAACAAGGUGCUGGAGCAGGUGAAAGCAGGUCAUCAGGUGAUGGUGUUUGUGCAUGCGCGAAACGCCACAGUGAGGACUGCCAUGGCGCUGAUCGAGAUGGCCAAGAACCAUGGAGAAAUAUGCUUCUUUCAAACAGACCAGGGCUCAGACUACGGCCAGUGUGAGAAACAGGUCCAGCGCUCCAGGAACAAGCAGAUGAAGGAGAUGUUCCCAGAAGGCUUUGGGAUCCAUCAUGCUGGGAUGUUGCGGUCUGACCGCAGUCUGAUGGAGAGCCUGUUUUCCAAAGGUUACCUGAAGGUGCUGGUCUGCACAGCCACCCUGGCCUGGGGCGUGAACCUGCCGGCACAUGCCGUCAUUAUUAAGGGAACUCAAAUCUACGAUGCGAAGCGUGGUGCUUUCGUGGACCUGGGCAUCCUGGAUGUCAUGCAGAUUUUCGGCCGUGCGGGUCGGCCGCAGUUCGACAAGUUUGGCGAGGGAACCAUCAUCACCACACAUGACAAACUGAGUCACUACCUGACCCUGCUGACCCAGCAGAAUCCCAUUGAGAGCCAGUACCUGAGCAGCCUGGCUGACAACCUCAACGCAGAGAUUGCUCUGGGAACUGUCACCAACGUGGAAGAGGCUGUGAAGUGGCUCAGUUACACUUACCUGUAUGUUCGAAUGAGAGCGAACCCGCUGGCUUACGGCAUCAACCACAAGGCGAUUCAGAUGGAUCCGACUCUGGAGCUGUUCAGGACAGAGCUAGUGGUGGAGUCCGGCAGGAGACUGGAUAAGGCCCACAUGAUCCGCUUCGAAGAGCGAACCGGCUACUUCGCCUCCACUGACCUGGGCCGCACUGCCAGUCAUUUCUACAUCAGAUACAACACUAUAGAGACUUUCAAUGAGCUGUUCAGCUCUCAAAACACAGAAGCUGACAUUCUCAACAUCGUGUCCAAGGCAGAGGAGUUUGAGCAGCUCAAGGUGCGGGAGGAGGAGCUGGAGGAGCUGGAUCAGAUGCAAGUUAACUUCUGCGAGCUUCUGGCUGCAGGCGGGGUGGAAAACAGCUACGGCAAAGUGAACAUUUUACUGCAGACGUACAUCAGCCGAGGAGAUGUGGACAGCUUCUCUCUCAUCUCAGACCUGUCCUAUGUGGCUCAGAAUGCUGCUCGGAUCAUGAGGGCUCUGUUUGAGAUCGCUUUGAGGAAGAGGUGGCCUGCUAUGACCUACCGACUGCUCACCCUCUGCAAAGUGAUUGACAAGCGGCUCUGGGGAUUUGCCCACCCUCUCCGCCAAUUCCCCAACCUAAGCCACAUAGUGCUAAACCGCUUGGAGGAGAAGAAGCUCACUGUGGACAAGCUGAAGGAGAUGAGGAAGGAUGAAAUUGGUCACAUGCUCCACCAUGUAAACAUUGGCUUAACGGUCAAACAGUGCGUGCAUCAGAUUCCUUCCAUCCUGAUGGAGGCUAGCAUCCAGCCAAUCACACGCACCGUUCUACGAGUUCGUCUGAUGGUCACGCCCGACUUUCGCUGGAAUGACCAGGUGCACGGGUCAGUGGGAGAGCCGUGGUGGUUGUGGGUGGAAGACCCCAUCAAUGAUCACAUCUACCAUUCUGAGUACUUUCUUCUCCAGAAGAAGCAGGUGGUCUCCAAAGAGCCUCAGCAUGUUGUGUUCACCAUUCCCAUUUUUGAGCCGCUGCCCUCGCAGUACUACAUCAGGGCAGUGUCUGAUCGCUGGCUGGGGGCUGAGGCUGUCUGCAUCAUCAACUUCCAGAACCUCGUUUUACCUGAGAGACACCCCCCCCACACAGAGCUGCUGGACCUGCAGCCUUUACCGGUUAUUGCACUGAGGAACCCAGAGUAUGAGAGCCUGUACAAGUUCACUCACUUCAACCCCAUCCAGACCCAGAUCUUCCACACCCUGUACCACACGGACACGAACGUCCUGCUGGGAGCCCCUACCGGCUCUGGGAAGACCAUCGCUGCAGAAAUGGCCAUGUUCCGGGUCUUCAACAAAUAUCCGUCCUCCAAGGUGGUGUACAUUGCACCCCUCAAAGCUCUGGUAAGGGAGAGGAUGGAAGACUGGAAGAUCAGGAUUCAGGAAAAGUUGGGCAAAAAAGUGGUAGAGUUGACCGGUGAUGUGACUCCAGACGUGAGAGCCAUCGCGCAGGCGGACCUGAUAGUCACCACGCCUGAGAAAUGGGAUGGAGUGAGCCGGAGCUGGCAGAACCGCAGUUACGUUCAGAAAGUGGCCAUUCUCAUCAUCGAUGAGAUCCACCUGCUGGGGGAGGACAGAGGUCCGGUGUUAGAGGUCAUCGUGUCCAGAACCAACUUCAUCUCCUCCCACACGUCUAAGAGCGUGCGAGUGGUGGGUCUGUCCACAGCUCUGGCCAAUGCUCGAGACCUGGCCGACUGGCUGGGUAUCAAACAGGUGGGUUUAUUUAAUUUCCGCCCGUCUGUGCGUCCCGUUCCUCUGGAAGUCCACAUCCACGGUUUUCCAGGACAACACUACUGUCCCCGCAUGGCCAGCAUGAAUAAACCCACCUUUCAAGCCAUACGCAGCCAUUCACCAGCCAAGCCUGUGCUCAUCUUCGUGUCAUCACGGAGGCAAACCCGGCUAACUGCCCUGGAUCUCAUUGCCUACCUAGCUACUGAGGACAACCCCAAGCAGUGGCUGCACCAGGAUGAGAGAGAGAUAGAAGACAUCAUCGCCACGGUGAGGGACUCCAACCUGAAGCUGACGCUGGCAUUUGGGAUUGGCCUGCACCAUGCAGGUCUUCAUGAGCGGGACAGAAAAACAGUGGAGGAGUUAUUUGUCAACUGUAAGAUCCAGGUUCUGGUAGCUACCAGUACUCUGGCAUGGGGAGUCAACUUUCCUGCUCACCUGGUGGUGGUGAAGGGCACCGAAUACUACGACGGCAAAUCCAGGCGCUACGUUGAUUACCCAAUAACUGAUGUUCUGCAAAUGAUGGGCCGGGCAGGUCGCCCUCAGUUUGACGAGCAGGGCAAAGCGGUCAUUCUGGUGCACGACAUCAAGAAGGACUUCUAUAAGAAGUUCCUGUACGAGCCGUUCCCUGUAGAGUCCAGCCUCCUCAGUGUUCUGUCAGACCAUCUGAAUGCAGAGAUUGCUGCUGGAACCAUUUCAUCCAAGCAGGACGCCAUGGACUACAUCACCUGGACUUACUUCUUCAGACGCCUGGUGAUGAACCCCAGUUAUUACAGUCUUGCAGACACCAGCCAUGAAUCCAUCAACAAAUAUCUGUCUAACCUGGUGGAACAGAGCCUUCGGGACCUGGAGAUUUCUCACUGCAUUGAGAUAAAGGAGGAUGAGCGGACGGUCGAGCCUCUGACUUACGGCCGCAUCGCUUCCUAUUACUACCUGAAGCACCAGAGCGUUGGCAUGUUCAAAGAGCGUCUGAGGGCCGAGCUGCUCAUCCCGGAGUUGCUCUCCAUCCUCACAGAUGCAGAGGAGUACGCUGAGCUGCCAGUGAGACACAACGAGGACCAGCUGAACAGCCAGCUGGCACAACAGCUCCCCCUGCAGGUCAACCCCCAUUCGUUUGACAGCGCUCAUGCAAAGACCCACCUGCUGCUGCAGGCCCACUUCAGCCGGGCCCAGCUGCCCUGCAGCGACUACAGCACAGACACCAAAACGGUGCUGGACAACGCUAUCCGGAUCUGUCAGGCCAUGCUGGAUGUUGCUGCAAAUGAAGGAUGGCUUGUUACAGCAAUAAGCAUCUGUAACCUGGUGCAGAUGGUUGUCCAGGGCCGCUGGCUGCAUGACUCGUCUUUACUGACAUUACCACAUAUUGAACAGCAGCACCUCCACCUGUUCAGGAAAUGGACAAAAAAGAACAGAAGAGGUGAGGAGGAGGGCUUCACUGGAACAAUCCAGGGACUUCCUGAAUUGAUCGCUGCUUGCAAUGGAAACGAAAGUGUUUUCACGGCCAUGGUCAGCUCAGAGAUCCACUCCAGCCAGGCUGCACAGACAUGGGCCUUCCUGAGUCACCUCCCCAUGCUGGAGGUCAGAAUGAGUGUGAAGGGCUGGUGGGAGGAGAACCAGGAACAGAUGGAGCGCCCGGUCCACAUAGUCAGCAAGAAUCUGCGUGAGGAUAGGAACUGGUUGGACAUCCAUGCUGACCAGGAAUACGUCCUACAGGUGUGCCUGCAUCGGAUAACCGUGGGCCAGCAGAAGAAAAAGCAGGACGGAAAGGCUGUGGCUCCUCGCUUUCCCAAGGUGAAGGAUGAGGGCUGGUUUCUAGUCCUGGGGGAGGUGGAUCGCAGAGAGCUGCUGGCUGUCAAACGAGUUGGUUAUGUGCGCAGUCGAACUGUUGCAUCUGUGGCCUUUUACACACCAGAGAAGCCUGGAAGGUACAUCUACACGCUUUAUGUGAUGAGUGACAGCUACCUGGGCCUGGACCAACAGUACGACCUGCACCUGAAUGUUACACCUGCCAGCAUCGCAGCUCAGGUCAAUACAGAGGUGUUGGACUGAGCAACCUCUUCGUUUCAGCACAGGGGACCACCCAAAAGGGGUGUUUUGCUGUCCUUGAUUGUGUUUGUGUGAUCACCUGAGUGUCCUAAUCAAGCCAGUUGAUCGUUUUUCUUUGAAUCAGCUUGCUGGAAGGGGCUCCAACAAUCAUGAAAAGUCUGUAAAAUAAAGCACAGGGAGUGGAAUGAGAUGCCUUCAGUGAGUAUUAUGAUUGUAAAGGCAGAGUCUGUCUGUGAUCUGAAGACAAGAACAUUCAGGUAGGGGGUGCAUAAACUGCAUGGACUUCUGGGUCCCAGACCAAACCCAACCCAGCACUGAGGUGGUCUUGGUCUGUAGUUGUACUGCAGCUCCUGAUAAGAAUGUUCGUUCUCAGUGGACCUUCUCUGUAAAAUAACUAUUAAAAAUGAUAUCUUCUUACAUCUGUUGACAAAAAUCUGA